Messenger RNA from Phascolarctos cinereus (koala), 6556 nucleotides. It is a transcript of the gene ZBTB37, whose product is annotated as zinc finger and BTB domain containing 37. Gene Ontology annotation, biological process: regulation of transcription by RNA polymerase II. Lineage: Eukaryota; Metazoa; Chordata; Mammalia; Diprotodontia; Phascolarctidae. Gene Ontology annotation, molecular function: DNA-binding transcription factor activity, RNA polymerase II-specific; RNA polymerase II cis-regulatory region sequence-specific DNA binding; protein binding. The record is from RefSeq and is a predicted model, not a curated record.
CUCGCGGGGGGCACGUGACGCAGGGCUGUGGCCUGGGAAGCGGAGAGGAGCCGAGGAAGGGGGAGGGGGAAGGAGUAGAAUGGGGGAGGGGGCAAGUGAGGAGGAGGAGGAGGAGGAGGAGGAGGAGGAUGGGGGUGGUGUAAGGGUGAGUGAUUUCCUUCCGGCACGUCGCCCGCUCGGGGGAAGGGGGCGGGGGGUUUCACUUCCGGGACGGUGUUCCGGCCCAUUCCGGCCCAUUUCCACCCCCGGAGCAGGGCUGAAAGCCUGUACCAUCAGGCACACCAUGGAGAAAGGUGGGAACAUACAGUUGGAGAUCCCUGACUUUAGCAACUCAGUCCUGAGCCACCUCAACCAGCUGCGUAUGCAGGGUCGUCUCUGUGAUAUUGUGGUCAAUGUGCAAGGACAGGCUUUUCGGGCUCACAAAGUUGUGUUGGCUGCCAGCUCUCCCUAUUUCCGGGACCAUAUGUCCUUGAAUGAGAUGAGCACUGUCUCCAUAUCAGUCAUCAAGAAUCCUACUGUUUUUGAGCAGCUCCUUUCAUUUUGUUACACUGGGCGGAUAUGUCUACAACUGGCAGAUAUCAUCAGCUACCUAACAGCUGCCAGUUUCCUACAGAUGCAGCACAUCAUAGAUAAAUGUACACAGAUCUUGGAGGGUAUACAUUUCAAGAUUAAUGUAGCAGAAGUUGAGGCAGAAUUAGGCCAGACAAGGACAAAGCACCAGGAGAGACCCCCAGAAUCCCACAGGGUUACUCCAAAUCUAAACCGCCCCCUUAGCCCACGUCACAAUACACCAAAGGGGAGCCGAAGAGGCCAAGUUAGUACGGUGCUGGACAUCAGGGAGCUAAGUCCCCCUGAAGAAUCAACCAGCCCUCAGAUAAUUGAACAGAGUUCUGAUGUGGAGAGCCGGGAGCCUAUUCUUCGGAUUAACCGAGCAGGACAGUGGUAUGUGGAGACUGGGGUGGCCGACCGAGGAGGUCGAAGUGAUGAUGAGGUGAGAGUUCUUGGAGGAGUUCGGAUCAAAACUGAGAAUCUGGAGGAGUGGCUUGGGACAGAGAAUCAGCCCUCUGGAGAAGAUGGGAGCAGUGCCGAGGAGGUUGCCGCCAUGGUGAUCGAUACAACAGGCCAUGGGUCAGGAGGACAAGAGAAUUAUGCCUUGGGGUCUUCGGCACCCAAGGCCACUCGGCCAACCAGCAGUGAAAUGGACAGAUUUAGCCCUUCUGGCAGUGUUGUCACCCUGACUGAGCGACACCGAGCCCGAAGUGAAUCUCCUGGGAGAAUGGAUGAGCCUAAGCAACCCAACUCCCAGGUUGAAGAGUCAGCAAUGAUCGGAGUAAGUGGUUAUGUAGAAUAUCUUCGUGAACAAGAAGUAUCGGAGCGGUGGUUCCGAUACAAUCCCCGUCUCACCUGCAUCUACUGCGCCAAAUCCUUCAACCAGAAAGGCAGCCUGGAUCGCCAUAUGCGCCUGCACAUGGGGAUCACACCUUUUGUCUGCCGUAUGUGUGGCAAGAAGUAUACCCGCAAAGAUCAGCUGGAAUAUCACAUCCGCAAGCACACAGGCAACAAACCCUUCCACUGUCACGUUUGUGGCAAAAGCUUCCCCUUCCAGGCCAUCCUGAACCAGCACUUUCGCAAGAAUCACCCAGGCUGCAUGCCUCUGGAGGGGCCUCAUAGCAUCUCCCCUGAGACAACAGUCACAUCACGGGGACAGGCUGAGGAAGAAUCACCCCCACAGGAAGAGACAGUUGCCACAGGGGAGACUGCCCAGGGAUCUGUAUCCACCACUGGGCCAGAUUGAAAGACGGCAGGGGAAAGGGGGAGGGUCCCCUGCCCCCUUCUGGGCCAUAAGCAGCCAGCAUCUGGGCCAAGGGCCGGUUCUUGGAUUCACAGAAUGCCACAUCGCUACACAGGAAGGAGCUCCCAAGAUGUUGCCAAACUAGAAGAUUAACAAAGUGCACAAAAACACUCAAGGCACUUCCCUUCCCUUCCCCCACUUCACACCUCAGAAAAUAAUUAAGCAAAACAGCUUUCUGAUUCAGGGAUCAACAGCUUUGGUUUGUUAAUUUUUUUAAGAAAAAUUUUUUAAGAAAAUCCGGGAUAAACUGUCGUUUAGUUACCAACCAUGGUUUCAACUCUGUGAAUUGGUCCAGGUAACUGACCUUGGUGGCUGUAAUGUCCCAGCUUCAACCAGCACAGCCUCUGUCAUCUGGAUCGGCUGCAGGAGAGGAGGAGGAGAAGGUAGUAAGGACAGGGCCUUGCUCCUCUACCUCCCCUGCCAGUUAUUACUGUUACCACAGUCAAAGAAAAAGAAUAGUUCUGGUGGUCCUUACUGUUCUCAAGUUUCUUUUCAGCAGAAUGUGAUUGGGGGCUUUCUGUUUGCCCCAUCCAGGCAACUGGCUUCUUGCCUGAUUGCUUCAUGUAGGCAAUCUCUUGCAGCAGUAUUCUAGUAGGCAAUACAACUGUAAGCACCAUAGGCUACCAAAAGUUAAGUUAGCAGCUGUGAGGUUUGCAUUAGACAGUGCUGCAUUUGGGGGAUUAGGUGUGUGGUGAGGGAGAUGGGGAGGAGGGAGAAACUUUGUGUGUCUGUAAAUGUGGACUAGCACAGGACCACAUUGCAACUUGUUAACUGGGGUGGGGGCCACAUGACAGUGCUUUUUACAUCCCUAAGCACUAGGCAGUGGCUCUGGCCCAAGUGGAUUAAUGAGCUGGAGGCUGACCACCAAAGUUUUGUCACGUCUCUUUGGCUCCUGUUCUUACAUAACAGCAAUAUUGUACAUCACAAAUGUCACUUCCCAGUGAAAUGAUGCUGGGUUUUUAAAUCCAUAUAUCUCCAUGUUUGGUAAAUUUUAUAUGAAGUUUUAAAAAAUUUUUGUGUUACAACAGCAUUGUGGUUCAGGAAAUAUAAAGCUAUUGUUCCUAUUGCAACCAUAAUUCAAUUUCCCUCCUACAAAUAUAAUAGCUUAUAUUUCCUGCUCAUUUGAAGAACCUCACUAAUUCCUGUGUCUCCAGUCUGCCAAUUCACAAACACUCCUCAACCAAUUAGUGUUCGUUUGAGAGUGUUGCUUUUUAAAUAGUACACAACAGGGCAUUUACCAUAGAGCAUCAUCAUGAAUGUUCAAAAUGAAGCCCCAUUUGCUGCAGCAAAUGAACAAGGGGUUAGUUUUGAUCAUGUUUGUUCUGUUGUUCAUUCUCAAGAUUUAGCAAUAUUCACUGGGCCUCUUUGGCAUUUUUAGGUAUUAUUGAGGUUCUCUCAAGUUAAAAAUCAUGGAGAGAGCUAACCAGACCUGCAUAUCCCCUGCCCUGGAUGGGGAGGGGAAGGAAUUAGGCUUGUCCCUAUAGUGGGGGGGUUUUGAAUACUAAGGCAUGCAGGUAAGUAGCAAAUAACUGCUUUCAGACCCAAGUGCAAAUAGAAGAGAAAAAUCUCUGGCCUCCCACAUUGUUGGAAAGAUUACUAGUUUUUUGUUGGGUUUUGCUUUAAAGUAUUCAAAAUCUGCAAUGGUUUAAGAGAUUGCUUUGGUGCAGAAGUACAUGAAAGUGAAAAAGUGACUUACUGGGUGUCAGUUAUACUAGUAAAGGUCAACUGACUAAGAGCACACUGGUCAGGCCCUCCUCCCCUUCUGAGAACAUUUUGUGAGCUAUGGAAAAGUAGGCAGAGAAGAAGGAUAUUUUUCUGAAAACAAGUUGGAGUGCAAAGGGUGGCUAUUAAAAAGCAAAUUAAGUGUAUUAUUUGUUCAUUAAACUACGAGUGCCCUACUGUAUUCCCUCCUCAAAGAGAGAUCAUUGCAUUUUUUGGAGGGGCCCAGGAAGGCACAGUUUCUUCAAGUGGCAUGAUGCUGUCAUGUGAUGAGAACCUGCCCCCAAAGGGGAGAACCUGCUUCAGAGAUUGCUCAGGAGCACGUUGUUCCUUUUCAGGAGCUGUGUUUUGUUUUUUGAACAUGGACUGUGGCAUCCACUGCUGAAUGGGGCAGCAAUGUAAAAUGGCAAGACUUCUCUUCAGUGGCCAUCUGAGGGCUAUUGGUGUUGCAUGGCCAAGCCACCAGGGAGUUCCGGUUAGACUGGGACCCUUAGAAGAGUUUUUCAUCGGUCACCGAUUGAUAAUAAGAAGUAUUUGGACAGAUUUUGCCAUAUUUGAGUGGGAGGGAAAGGGGGGAGAAGUCCAAAAGAUGCUGCUUUAGACAUAGCUUUUAAACCUACCAAAAAAGGAAGAAGAAAAUUUAAAUCUAUUCUGCUCAUAAGAGAGAGUGUGCCAGGAAAUACUUUGUUGCUUUGUUAGUUACUUAGACAAUUUUAAAUGAGAAAGUAUAGCUUUUAUACCAUUACCAAACUCUAAAGAUGAAGUUAAGUAACUGCUAUAAAAGAAAAAGUUCUCCUAGCCAAUGUCAUUAAUUCCAUGCAGGUAUAGCAACAAAAAGCUCCAUUGAAGUAUGGACAACAUUAUUCAUAUAGGAAGACCAUGAGUGUGUGGUGAGGUUUAGUCUCUUUUUUCCUUUAUUUGACUUUUCACAGGUUUUUACUGUGUUGAUACUAUGAAUAGAGGAAAAUCCCAAUUAUCCAGGACCUUCAGCACAAUUCUCACUGCUGGUUCUUUCCUCUUAAUUGGUGUAGCCAGAACCAUAACACUCAUGAAAUCCUUGCCUAAGCUAGUUUUAAAGCAAAAUAAGACUUAGGAGAGCAGGCUUUUUUUUUUAACCUUUCCUUAGAAAAGAUUUACUCUUUAUAUAACUUCCAAAAUUCUUAUUCAGGUCUCACUGUGACAUUGCCCUAGUUCAUAGUUAAAGUCACUGUAAGGUCAUUAGAAUAGGGAUUAGUAAUAUUCUUUCUACAGUUGCUGCGUGUGUGUGUGUGUGUGUGUGUGUGUGAAGAAUGCCUGUUAAAUAUGUCCAAAAUGGACUCUUUAUUUGACUCAAUUUGAACUGAACCACUGACAGCCAAAUUCGAACCUCCGAAUGUGUCCCCUGGGAACAUGAAACUGGGUUGGCACUAAGGGCUAAAUUUUUUUUAAAAGAUCAUGUAGCUGAUACUAGUGUAACUUUGUCAAUUUGUACAAAAUGAUGGGCACUAGGUAUGAUCUCAUUUCGUGGUCAGUAAGUGGUACUUUAGCAAAGAAGCUGCCUCUGUUCUCAGCAAGAAAAGAAAAGAUGACAACUGUCAUCACUUUAUAUUCUGAGAUGGAACUUUCAUUCUACUGAACUCUUACCCACCACCUGAAUGAAAGUAUAAAUUUACUAUCUGUGUGUACAGUUAUAUUAUAAUUGGGCACAAAGACUAAUGCUUUAUUCUCUCUCUACUCAAAAGACUCUAAUGUUUUGUUUUUCUUUACUCAGAAUCAAUAUUUACCUCUGACCUCAGUUGAAUUUAUCAUGUCUUGAGUUUCAUAUCGUGUACAUCAUAAAACUUCCAAGACCAACUCAUCAAAGGGGUGAGUUAUGUCUCUUAAUCUUCUAGGAGAAACUAGAAGGAGAGAAUUGGAGAGAAAAGGAGGUAGAUGGAGGAAGGCUUUUUUGUUUAUUUUUAAUUUUGUUUUGAUUACUAGUAUCUUCCCUGCUUUUGUGAAAUGGGGUUUUCCAAAGAUGGUAUUUGCAGUAAAACUAAACAUUUUCUCUUUAUGGCAGCAGUUGAAAACUAGAAUGCAUUGGUUGUUAGUGCUGUGAUAGAAGGGAGAAUAAUGUGGUAAUAAAGUUGUGUAACUGUUGAAAGCUUCAGUCUCUGGCUAUAGCAACUUUGAUUAAGAAUUCUGCUCCUUUCUCAUCAUAGUAUAAAGGCCACAUUUGAUUAGGCAACAAGUUUGAAGAUGUUAUUUAAGAAAUGCAUAGGUGGGAAAAGGAGGCUUGGCUUGAAAAGAAUUUAUGAGGUAUGCAAGAUGAAUAGCCCAGCAUCUUAACAUGCAGUAACCAUCACAUCACCUUCAAUGGAACCUAAUUACCAAAUCCUUUCAGCUGAGUUGAAUCUUUUACAGUCAUAAAAUGCAUUUAUUUGUGCACCAAAUUGUAAAAAGACUAGCCUCUACCACUUCAAAGAUUGGAAGAGAGUGAAAAGUGCUGAAAGAUAUAUUUUCCUGGGGCAUUCUGCAUUUGGAAAAACAGCGACAUUUUAAUCAAUGACUGAGUCAGGGAAGUGAUGAAGGCAAAACCAUUAGCAAAGUACUUCCCCUGGAGCUAUGGUUUGGUUUGAAAGAAUUCUCUCAAGAUUUACCAUUGCUGCUAUUUUGUCUCUGUAAAAUAUAGGUUGGAGAGUUUGAGUUGCACAGCAAUAAAUCACCAGUUCCUUUAAAAGGUUUUUUUUUCUCUUGGUCUCUCUUACAGACUCCUUUUUCUCUUGACCUCUUUUGUACUGCUUCCCCUAGAUACUGAGGGCUUUAGUGGAGGGAAACCCCACAGAAUUGAACCUCAUGAUUGCCUCUCUCUUGAAGUUAUGGUAAUUCAUUGAUUAGUAACAGGCAUGAUAACAUGGCUCUCUUAAAAUAGUUUCCAUAUAAUAUAAGGUAAAGGUAAGCCUUAAAACCUUUUAAAAAUAACCACAAAAGUAGAAAGGUGUAUGCUUGUAUAUGUGUGUAUAUGUA